Pseudonaja textilis is the source of this 686-nucleotide messenger RNA. RefSeq names its product betacellulin (gene BTC). Gene Ontology annotation, molecular function: epidermal growth factor receptor binding; growth factor activity. The record is from RefSeq and is a predicted model, not a curated record. NCBI's taxonomy places the organism in Eukaryota, Metazoa, Chordata, Lepidosauria, Squamata, Elapidae. Gene Ontology annotation, biological process: positive regulation of cell population proliferation; positive regulation of mitotic nuclear division; epidermal growth factor receptor signaling pathway.
CGGUGGCUGUUUCGUGUAACUUGCUGCUGUCCGCUGGCUAGUGGAGGUGAAAGCCCGGCUUUGAUGGCCUUAGACGCGCUUCUGGGUUCUGGCCCUCUGCUGUUCCUGGGCAUAGUCAUUUUCAGCUCUGUGACUAGCAGUGAAAAUGCAACAGCCAGCCCGGAAACCAAGAAGCUUUCCUGUGAUUACACGAAUGGAACAUGUACAGAUUUGAGAUUGAGUGGGCAUUUUUCCGAAUGUCCUGAGGAGUACGAGUACUUCUGUGUCAAGGGAAGAUGCCGCUAUGUUGUUGCAGUACAAACUCCAUCCUGCAUCUGUGAGAAAGGCUACACUGGGGAAAGAUGUGAGCGGUUGGACUUAUUUUAUCUAAGAGGAGAUCAGAGUCAAGUUGUGGUGGUUUCUUUGAUAGUUGUUAUGGUAAUGCUUAUCAUCCUGAUUGCAUAUAUCUGCACUUGCACUCAUUAUUGUCGGAAAAAACGUAGAAAGAGGAAACAGGAGGAAUCCGGGACUUGUGAUAAUCAGCAGCCAAUGAAAACUGAUGAUAUACAUGAGAUGGAUAUUGAAUUAAGGUAAACAAAAGUGCCUGCUGGCAAAUUCCAAAGACUUGUGCCCUUUUCCUUUUGAAGGCUUCCCUGAGGACUAGUGAUAUGAAAAUAAAUAAGGAAAAAUAAACAUGGGUAUAUAAC